CAAAAUUACGGAGUUCACAAUGAUACUGAUAGUACUCCUACGGAUUUGCAUCAUUUUAUUGUGAAGAUUUUCACAGCAAUGUGUAACGAACUAAGUGGGAAAAUUUUAAGAGAUACUCUUGGAUUUGGAUCCGAUGAAAGAAUCCUGGAACAAACAUGGCAGAAGGAAUUUUAUAGAAUCGGUACACGG
Molecule: messenger RNA, 189 nt
Organism: Acaulospora morrowiae
Lineage: Eukaryota; Fungi; Glomeromycota; Glomeromycetes; Diversisporales; Acaulosporaceae
Source: the annotation of a GenBank genome assembly